Guyanagaster necrorhizus is the source of this 1137-nucleotide messenger RNA. RefSeq lists its product as uncharacterized. The record is from RefSeq and is a predicted model, not a curated record. The transcript has 2 exons. NCBI's taxonomy places the organism in Eukaryota, Fungi, Basidiomycota, Agaricomycetes, Agaricales, Physalacriaceae. The coding region runs from base 318 to 998 and encodes 226 amino acids.
CCACUACGUACCAGGCAUACGUCGUAUAGUUGAAGCCAAGUUUCGGCUCCUCUGCAAACAAAAGUACCAAUCACGUUGUGUUAUCAUCAUUCUUCAUGCAGCUCUUUCUCUGACAGAAGCAAGUAUUUCUUGUACCACUAGCGAGUACCGAACGAACAUUUUUGAGAUCGGCCAAGGUCACCAAGGUAGAAACGGAACCCAUAGACGUUAGGCCUCCUGCGGUUGUGGAGCAAAGAGGGAAACUCCUGUGUCCCCAACUCCCGAAAGCUCUACGGGUGUGUCCGUUUUCCAUCUAUACUCCUAUCUAGCAUGCCUGAAUGUUUUAUCCACUAGAUGAUCUCUUACCACUAGCCAAAUAUAACAAGAAUGAAACUCCCGAGAUAAGAGAGUUUGCUGAACAUCUCUUGCAUUCAUUUCGAGGACAAUUUACAUUCGACGCCGACGAGGAUAACCUCCGAGAUGCGUGGAGAGGACUUUCAGAACUGCAGGAGGGUCUUCGUUUCGUCAUUAGCAAGGACUCCCCUCCAAAUGAGGCUACGUCCCGUUGUGUCGUAGAUCGUCUGUUGACGCAGAUCGUGACCGUGGUGGCCAAGACGCAAAGCUCGUAUGCAAUCAGGCCAACCGGUAUCUCCCCCAACAUGAUGUGUGAUGGUCAGGCCUCCUACAAAUUGCCCAUACCAACUAGGAGAGAUAUAAAACAGUUCGCAACGGAUCACAAUAUCCUGGGAAAGGUCAGCGAUCACGCAGCGGAGAUUUUCGAUAUUUUCCUCUGUAUGCUGGCAGUUGAGUUCAAGAUGAAUGAUGAGCAUGUUGCUCACCGUCGAAUUCCCAUAGACUUUGCUACCCCUCUUCGACACCAGAAAUUACUUGCCUUCGCACAGGAGCACAUUACAAGAAUUACAGGUUUCUAUCUGCACGACGAUAUUUAUCACCUAACAUUUUAUCUUGGCGUUCUGGUUAGGCCUCAGUGGUCUUCAUUUCAAAAUAACCUAUUGUAACUGGCCUGCAGGAUAAUCAAGAAUAGGUGCAACAUCAUCAAUCCCGCCGAAUUGUUCCAGGCCCUAUUUCUGGAUACCUACUACAACAUCACUGAAUUCGUCGCUUAUGCAAAGGACUAGCACUUUGAUAAUACUGUGC